This is a messenger RNA of Chiroxiphia lanceolata (lance-tailed manakin), 2163 nucleotides long. RefSeq names its product neurofilament light (gene NEFL). The transcript is spliced from 4 exons. Gene Ontology annotation, molecular function: structural constituent of postsynaptic intermediate filament cytoskeleton. Bases 29 to 1708 code for a protein of 559 amino acids. The record is from RefSeq and is a predicted model, not a curated record. Gene Ontology annotation, cellular component: axon; intermediate filament; cytoplasm. Gene Ontology annotation, biological process: neurofilament bundle assembly. Lineage: Eukaryota; Metazoa; Chordata; Aves; Passeriformes; Pipridae.
AGAGCAGCGUCUCUCCCCCUCGGCAGCCAUGAGCUCGUACGGCUACGACCCGUUCUUCCCGUCCUACAAGCGGCGGUACGCGGAGAGCCCGCGCAUCCAUGUGUCGGUGCGCAGCAGCGGCGGCGGCGGCUUCGGCUCGGCGCGCUCCGCGUACUCCAGCCUGUCCGCGCCCGUGUCCUCCGUGUCCGUGCGGCGCAGCUACGCGACCUCCAGCGCCUCGGGCUCCCUCCUGCACUCGGUGGACAGCCUGGACCUGAGCCAGGUGGCCGCCAUCAGCAACGACCUCAAGUCCAUCCGCAGCCAGGAGCGGGCGCAGCUGCAGGACCUCAACGACCGCUUCGCCUGCUUCAUCGAGCGCGUCCACGAGCUGGAGCAGCAGAACAAGGUGCUGGAGGCCGAGCUGCUGGUGCUGCGGCAGAAGCACGCCGAGCCCUCCCGCUUCCGCGCCCUCUACGAGCAGGAGAUCCGCGAGCUGCGCUUGGCCGCCGAGGAGGCGACGAGCGAGAAGCAGGCGCUGCAGGGCGAGCGGGAGAGCCUGGAGGAGACGCUGCGGGGGCUGCAGGCGCGCUACGAGGAGGAGGUGCUGAGCAGGGAGGACGCCGAGGCGCGGCUGCUCGAGGUGCGCAAGGGCGCGGACGAGGCGGCGCUGGCGCGGGCGGAGCUGGAGAAGCGGGUGGACAGCCUGCUGGACGAGCUGGCCUUCCUCAAGAAGGUGCACGAGGAGGAGCUGGCGGAGCUGCAGGCGCAGAUCCAGUACGCGCAUCUCUCCGUGGAGAUGGACGUGUCGGCCAAGCCCGACCUGUCCGCGGCCCUGCGCGACAUCAGGGCGCAGUACGAGAAGCUGGCGGCGCGCAACAUGCAGAACGCCGAGGAGUGGUUCCGCAGCCGCUUCACCGUGCUCAGCGAGAGCGCCGCCAAAAACACCGACGCCGUCCGGGCCGCCAAGGACGAGGUGUCCGAGAGCCGCCGCCUCCUCAAAGCCAAGACGCUGGAGAUCGAGGCCACCCGCGGCAUGAACGAGGCGCUGGAGAAGCAGCUGCAGGAGCUGGAGGAGAAGCAGAGCGCGGAUAUCUCCGCCCUGCAGGACACGAUCAACAAAUUAGAGAACGAGCUGAGAACCACGAAGAGUGAAAUGGCUCGGUACCUGAAGGAGUAUCAGGAUCUGCUCAACGUGAAAAUGGCCCUGGACAUCGAAAUUGCAGCUUACAGGAAACUUCUGGAAGGGGAAGAGACCAGGCUCAGCUUCACCAGCGUGGGCAGCAUCACCAGUGGCUACACCCAGAGUGCCCCCAGCUUUGGCAGAUCUGCCUACACGGGGCUCCAGUCCAGCUCCUACCUGAUGACAACCCGCUCCUUCCCCACCUACUACUCCAGCCACGUGCAGGAGGAGCAGAUCGAGAUCGAGGAGACCAUCGAGGCUGCCAAGGCAGGAGAGGCCAAGGCAGCUCCUGCAGAAGAGGGGGAGGAGGAAGAGAAGGAGGAAGGUGAGGAAGAAGCAGGAGAAGAGGCCGAAGAAGAGGAGGAAGGUACUUCCAGCUCCUUUCAAGUGCAAAGGAAGAAUCUGAAGAAGCCAAAGAGGGUGAGGAGGAGGAAGGAGAAGGGGAAGAAACAGCAGCUGAAGAAGGGGAGGAGUCUCAGGAAACUGCUGAGGAGGAGAAGGAAGAGAAAGAAGAGAAAGAAGCAGCAGGAAAGGAGGAGAGUGAGGUGAAGAAGAAGGCUUGAUGUUUUUUUAUUUUUUAAAGGCAGCUUUGCUUUCCAUCAGGCCAAGAGAAUAAACGAUUGACUGAGCUAAAAUUGCAGUCCCACAUAUUUAUUUCAGUGACCACUGGGGUUUAAAGUUCCUGAUUCUGGUGUUUCUCUCUCUGUGCAGAGUCUGAGUUUUUUUGCUUGCAGAGCCCCCACUGGCUUGUUCCCCGAGUGCUGCAUGGUCUCCACGGGUUCUGUCUUUUCCUGGGGUGAUCCAGAACUUUAACAUUUCAAAAUAUGAGGGGGGGAGGAGGGAAGUAAAAAAAAAAAAAAAGAAGAAAAAAAAAAAAAGUCCUGGGAAUGAAAGUUACCUUUAACUUGCAUUUAAAAACAAUUGUGGAAACCUUUUGUGGGUGAAAUAAUGGAGGCUUCAAUAAGUGCAAUAAAGCUAAGUCAAUAAAGAGAUGCUUACAUGGA